Prunus mume (Japanese apricot) is the source of this 720-nucleotide messenger RNA. RefSeq names its product putative F-box/LRR-repeat/kelch-repeat protein At1g11620. The record is from RefSeq and is a predicted model, not a curated record. NCBI's taxonomy places the organism in Eukaryota, Viridiplantae, Streptophyta, Magnoliopsida, Rosales, Rosaceae. Gene Ontology annotation, molecular function: protein binding.
AUGGACAUCCUCUCAAGGCUCUCUGUCAAGACCCUCUUCAACUGCAGGUGCGUGUGCAAAGCGUGGCUUUCUAUAAUCUAUGACCCUCAGUUUACUUAUCUCCAUGCUUCAAGAUCACCCUUUGGCAUCUUGAUUGAGACCUUCCUCCCUCCCCCUCUAACAAAACCAAUGGAACGUUUUUUUACCCAUCUGGAAGUAGAAGCAUGUGCUGCUCCUGGUUCAGAUUUGCAGCUCGAGGAAAUAACCUUUUCUCCCGGAAAUACUCUACCGCCAGUUGAUGCCGCCAUGCUAGAAAUUCGCUUGAUAAACUCAUGUAAUGGUCUGCUUUGUUUUGGAGCUAAUGAAGGCUUUCCCCCUGUUUGUGUGCACCCUGUUUUGGGGGAGUACAUCACCAUUCCACCUGCUAAUAGAAACGACAAACGGCUUAUUGUUGGACUUGGUUUUUGCAUUGGGACCAAUGUGUACAAGGUGUUUCAGUUGAACAACCCGAACACUGAGGCUGAGAUUUAUACCAUUGGCGCAGGAGGGGCAUGGAGAAGCAUUGGACCCCCUCAUUAUGGGGAUUUUAAUAACUUAUCGUUCAAUAAUUUUCUUCAUGGAGCUGUUCAUUGGAUUCCCUAUGGUGGUAGAAGUACAAGUUCCAAGGUUAUACAAUCUUUCGACUUUGAAAGAGAACAAUUUCGGCCAUCAUCACUACCUAGUUUGCUAGCAAAGAAUUAA